UCUCGUCUGGUUAUCGACAUCUUCAGCUUCAACCCAUUCAACUCAUCUUCACUCAUAUUCAUCCUGCUGAAACAGUAUCAACUUUUAUCGUGACGUAAACAUUGAUGUGCAUCCUCCAUUAUUUUUCAUGAUUGCUAGCUUGAACUGGAAAACAAUGUCUAAUAUGGGUCAAAUAUGAAAGUUGUUUAUAACUAUGAAACAUAUUGCAGGUAUGUAUGUUUUAAGGCAUGCAUACCUUAAAAGCAGGGCCUAUUUUGGUUGCUAUAAGUCCUUUCAAGAAAGUUCCUAUGUAUGGUAACAACUAUAUUGAAGCCUACAAGCGUAAGAUAACUAAAAGCCCACAUGUAUAUGCAAUUACAAACACAACAAUCCGGGAAAUGAUACGAGAUGAAGUUAAUCAAUCUAUAAUUAUCAGGGAGGCUAACACCACUAGCGUUCCUGUGGCUCGUCCAAUAUGGAUGGAAUUCCCAUCCGAUGAAGCUACUUUUAGCAGUGAUGAAGCUUUCAUGGUUGGUAACAGUAUUUUAGUGCAAGAGAUCUAUACCCGUGCUUUAAUAAGUUUGCAGACACAUGUCUUCUUCCAGCUGAUCAUUUCCUUCUAUUUUGUAGUUCUUAUUUGGAGUUUUUAUAUUUCUUUAUUGCUGGCAGCGAGCUAAGCAUGCAUCAGUCUAUUUGCCCGAAAAACAAUCCUGGUAUGACCUAAGAACUGAAGCUGGAGAUACAAUUGGUAUCCUAUCAAUAGGGUUGACAUAUGUAAGCAGCAAGGAAUUGUUUCUUGUAGUUAGUUGAGUGUAAAUAUUUCAAUCUUGAAUGGCAGGAAAUAAUAAGACAUCAUAGCGAUAAGGUCAACCAAGCGAUUAACCGGUACACUGUUAAAUCGAUACUAUGGCAGUUGCUCAAUGGACUACACUAUCUGCACAGGUUGUGAAGUUGAAGAUGGUUCCUUUUAUUUUUUUCUUUGUGUUGACUUAUAUUAUUUCUAAUAACGCAGGGAGAAUCAACUGCCCUAAUGCUACAACUGGCCUUUCAAAGUCUCGGAAUAGUUUACUGAGACAUUGGAACCUCGCCGUUGUAUGUCUUUUUAAGCGUCUUCCCUGCGUGCAUAAAGGACAACGAUGAUAUCUUGGUGUUGUGUCACGCUCAGACGGGUUGGAGUAAUCCAGAUUGGUUAGUGGCUGCUAUAAAAGGGAGGGAAGCAAGAGCUUUUAACGGUGGAAGCAAAGUGGAGUGGCUGCUACAACACAUAAUGGUGGCAGAAUAUAGAAACACAUGAUAGUCGAUUCAUUUCUUAUCAUUUUAAUUUAAUUUAAUUCAAUGCUCUUUUACAUUUUUAAUGUGUGUGCAUUAUCUAUAAACUGAUUUGUAACCGACUCUUUGAGACAGACACAAAAGCACCAUGAUUCGGUGAGCAAUGGAGACCUAUAUGUCGGUGCAUUAUUUUAUGGAAGUAUGAUAAUUCUGUUGAAUGGAUUUGCUGAAUUUUCUAUGAUGGUUGGGAGGCCUUCUGUGUUUUACAAAUUUCAAGACCAGAUGACCACUAACACAUUAGAGAGAGAUGUUGUUUGUUUAAUUUAUACUUGUAUUUUUGUUUGAUGAUUUAUACUUAUAAUUGUAUUUCUGUUGGAUGAUUUAUACUUAUACUUGUAUUUCUGUUUGUUUGAUUUAUACUUGUAUUGCAAGACCUGGAAAGGUGUAUAAGGCUGCAAUAUCCACAUUGUUCACAUUUCACAUGCUUACUGCAGCUGGAACUGAUCAUGUACGAGUUUGUCGUUGUGAUAUUUCUUCUGGGUCAUUUUCACAUACUUUGUCUGGUCAUCGAGGUAUGUCGGUGUUCUUAUUUCAACUUCCAAAAAACCAUUUUAUGCAUUAUUAUUCAUGCUAUGUGUUUCUUACCACAAUUGUUAAUAAUGCGGUGUUAUAAGCUGUGUGGUUGCAGCAUUACAAUUGUUAUU
Messenger RNA from Vicia villosa (hairy vetch), 1952 nucleotides. RefSeq names its product probable glucan 1,3-alpha-glucosidase. NCBI's taxonomy places the organism in Eukaryota, Viridiplantae, Streptophyta, Magnoliopsida, Fabales, Fabaceae. Gene Ontology annotation, cellular component: cytoplasm; myosin complex; vesicle. Gene Ontology annotation, biological process: actin filament organization; vesicle transport along actin filament. The record is from RefSeq and is a predicted model, not a curated record. Gene Ontology annotation, molecular function: ATP binding; actin filament binding; microfilament motor activity. The transcript has 5 exons. The coding region runs from base 228 to 656 and encodes 142 amino acids.